Molecule: messenger RNA, 484 nt
Organism: Fimicolochytrium jonesii
Lineage: Eukaryota; Fungi; Chytridiomycota; Chytridiomycetes; Spizellomycetales; Powellomycetaceae
Exons: 2
Coding region: 81-347 (88 amino acids)
Source: RefSeq, a predicted model, not a curated record
UUCCUACAUGUUCCUUUCUCUUCUCUUUCUUCAUACCCGUCUUAGAUGGAGUGUACAUUUUGCACAUAUGUGUCUCUGGGAUGCUCCCCUUCCAGCUCUUGGGACGUUUUCUUCUUGUGUUUUAUUGUGAAUGUAACUUAUUUGGAAUGACGAUAUCGAUAAAAAACGCGUUGAAGUUGAUGGGAAUGAAAUACAUGCGAUCAACCAGCGGCACAGCGAAGGUGGCGAGCGACCAGCGUCUCCACAGCGGCAUCCGUUUGGACAAUUGCCCACACCCCGACAGCCCAUUUUCCAACGAGCAGACAGACAGACAAGCCUUGGGACCCAUCACCACCCACCGCUCGUAACGUGUCUUCUUGUUCGGCCAACGCGCGAAAGAGGCUCUGUGAGACAAGAACCUUCCUUCGCCCACGCCGACUUUCCCGCCCAAAGACGGGCAGACCGCCACUUACGCACGCGCAGAUAAAACCAUACGCGCCCUUUC